Spizellomyces punctatus DAOM BR117 is the source of this 1161-nucleotide messenger RNA. RefSeq lists its product as uncharacterized. The transcript has 12 exons. Gene Ontology annotation, molecular function: metal ion binding; ubiquitin protein ligase activity. Lineage: Eukaryota; Fungi; Chytridiomycota; Chytridiomycetes; Spizellomycetales; Spizellomycetaceae. The record is from RefSeq and is a predicted model, not a curated record. Gene Ontology annotation, biological process: protein ubiquitination. Bases 1 to 1161 code for a protein of 386 amino acids.
AUGCCACAGACUGCUUCAGCAACUGAUGCUGCGAGCUCAAAGAGUCGGGGAAAAAGUGCGGGAAGAGCAGGUCGGCCGCUUAACGACACCCAAGGUUCUACCAGACGUUGCCCAAUAUGCUCCCAACCUAUUACGAAGGCUGCUUUUGAGCAGCAUUAUGAAUGGGAGCUUGGGAGAUUGAAAGGAAAUCUGUCACCAGAGCCUGUGGAUGAUUUUGCAAAAUCUAGAAUGCGGAGAGGAGCGGCUGUCGCAGCGGCGCAACAGAUAGCAUCUACAAAUAAGGGAAAAGGGAGCGCUUCGGCCGGUGCUGGCCAGUUGGAUGAAAACGAACUGCUACUGUAUCAGGUUCGAGCGAGUCGCUUGAAACGCACAGUUCAAAGUAACAAGGCAGGAUCGCGGAAGCGACCAAGAGGCGGGAAUGAUCCUUAUGCAGAGGGCGAUGGAAACACAUGCUUCAUGUGUGGUGAUGUAUUGCCCACGGAUUCUGAAAUGGUCAAUCGCCAUAUUGAUCAGUGUCUCGCCGCGCAAAUGGCCGGACCAGCGACUACUUCUGACGACACAAACGGGGGGCAAGUGUGGGAAGAGUACGAAUGGGCUGGUCAGACACGUGUACGAGCCACCGCGAUGCUUGAAGGCGGCUUGGCAGCUAGUGGCUUUUCAGUACACAAAAAGACAGACGAAGACACAGACGAAGAGAUUGACAUUGAUGACGACGGUACGGGCGAAUUUGGCGAGUCGCAAUAUUCAGAACAGCAUAUUCGCGCGUUUCGUGAAGGCGGCGAUGGCGACGGAGAAAAUGGAGAUACCGGGGGAGGAACUCGAAUUGGGCAAGAACUUAAUUUAUUGGAUACAAAUGAACAUAAUAUGGAUGUCGAUGGGGCGGUAGAGACAUCGGAUGACAGUUUGCACACACUUUCCGGAGACACCAAGCUGAUUAUUGAGUCAUUAAAGGCACGAGUACGGGAUUUGGAAUCACAAACCACGAAAUCCUCUCACAAAUGUCUUAUAUGUCUUGAGGCAUAUAAGAUUCCGCUGGUUUCUGUUAUUUGUUGGCAUGUACAUUGUGAGACGUGUUGGCUCCAAACUCUGGCGACAAAGCGGUUAUGUCCACAAUGCCAAAAGAUCACAGCACCCGCAGAUUUGCGAAGGAUUUAUUUAUAA